Messenger RNA from Biomphalaria glabrata, 2687 nucleotides. Its product is annotated as venom serine carboxypeptidase-like. The transcript has 3 exons. Gene Ontology annotation, biological process: proteolysis. The coding region runs from base 765 to 2081 and encodes 438 amino acids. Lineage: Eukaryota; Metazoa; Mollusca; Gastropoda; Planorbidae. The record is from RefSeq and is a predicted model, not a curated record. Gene Ontology annotation, molecular function: serine-type carboxypeptidase activity.
AAAGCAUGUCACUUGUCUAGAUCUGUACAACGGAACUCCUACCCAGUGCUAUGGUCUAUUUUUCAACAGUGUGUUGUGUAUACAUGAUUUUAUAGAAAGUUUUCUUGCACUCAGUGGCAAUAGGGAAGAACUCCUCAAUGCUGUGAAGAGACGAAAUCUGAGCUGGUUUGGUCCUAUUGUAAGUCAUAACUCACUAUCAAAAGUCAUUCUUCAUGGUACAGUGGAGGGAGCACGAAGAAAGAGUCGUCCAAUGACAAGCUGGCUGGACAAUGUACAAGAAUGCUAAGAACGCGAAUUGUCACAGCACCCCUACGACAAAUGUCAAGGGACAGGUGAAGUGAUGAGAAAGACACAAAGAUAAAGGCACAUUCCUCGUUCUAUAAGCCAGAACAAAUCUGUACAAGUACUCCUUCUUCCCUAAUGCUAUUAUAGCAUGGAACGGGUUGCCUGAGCCAGCCAGGAAAACCAGUGACUUGGCAGAAUUUAAGUCAUUGGUUAACAUGCAUGACUAGAUGCAUGACGCGUUGGACGUAAAUGUCUUCUUUUUUUAAGUAACGUCUGUAUAAUAUAAGAUAAGAAGACUACUCACUCAUCACUCAUGAUUUUCACAUUGAUACAAUCUUCUGAUGACGUUAAUGCUUCAAGCAUUUGAGUGUGUCGACUACCUGCCUAUUAAACAUGUCGCUCUGUUAUGUAAAAUGUUAUAACCUAGGAGCAACUCAAGCUAAGUGUUCAUAGUGAAGUGUUAGGUACAACUAGAUAACAUGGUGCUGAUCGUUAUAGUUUCAUUAUGUUCGCUUAGCUUCGUUACCGUAGGACAACUUCUCCUAACAGACUUGAUCAAUAGCAGGAAUUUCUCAGAGGCGAGGAAUUUAAGCCGAGUUAAGGCACAUUAUUGCCAGAUGCCUGAAAGUUAUGCCGGGUAUAUCACAGUAGAGAAACAGCUGAAACAUCAUCUGUUCUUCUGGUUAUUCCCAUCCUUUCACAAAGUGAACACAUCCCCGCUGGUCAUUUGGCUACAAGGUGGGCCGGGCAGGUCCUCUAUGGAGGGCUUGCUUUGGGAAAACGGACCACUACAAAUUGUUGACGGCCAAAACUUAAAAGUUCAAUGUAAAGCGCGGGAAACUUCUUGGACCGAAGCAAUGUCCAUGCUUUAUAUCGACAGUCCUGUUGGAACUGGAUUCAGCUAUGCCGAAAAUGAGACUGCAGUAAAAAGAAUCGGACAAAGUCAAAUCGCUAAAGAUCUUAGCGGUUUUUUACACCAAUUUUACAUCUUAUUUCCAGAGUUCAAAAGCAAUGAUCUUUAUAUCGGCGGAGAGGGCUAUGCUGCUAAAUACGUCAUUUCAUUCGCGCAUCGACUCCACCGAAACCAUUAUAAACAUUCUAAGCUCCCAUUCUCAGGGAUAUAUCUAAGUGGUCCCUUCUUCGCUCCAGAAAUCCAGAUCAAAUCUUCUCUCGACUUAUUAUUUGCAGUGGGUGCAAUCUCAUACCAGGAGCUUCUAAGUCACAGAAAGGAGGCUGACACUUUUUUCAAUUGGGACAGAAAAAACAAAAAUGUUCAAGAUGAACAAAUGUUAGAUGCCCUGAUGAAGAGCCUCCGUCCUGGCAAUCCGUCAGAUAAUUUCGCAUUGAAACAUUACAAAAACUUCGGAGUAACACAAAAACUGGUGAAUGCAGAUCUAAAGCCGUAUCUAAACGUCGGAGGACGAAAUUUUAAUUUUUACGAUGAUAAAUUAUCUCAGAGGUUAAUACAAGAUUUUAGAUUUUCGUCUAAACUUCAGUUGGCGAAACUAUUGCAAUAUUACAAAGUGCUGGUGUUUUCUGGGGAGUUUGACGCCCUGUUCAGCCCAUCUAUGGUGGACUUUGGUCUAAUGUCCACUCCAUGGUCUUCGCAAAGGGAUUUUAAUAUUUCGGACAGGACUGAAUGGAGACAGCAGCGGAAGCUGUUAGGUUAUUACACACACAUUGAUAGACUCUGUCGUGUAAUCAUAGAAGGGGCUGGCCAUCUGACUUCCUUUGAUAAACCUAAGACAACGUUGGACAUGAUGAAUCAAUUUAUGCAACAUGGAUGUAUACACUGAAAUUAUUCUUUUAUCUUUUAGUUUUUUAUCGUCUUGAUUGUUGUCCAAAACUUGAAAACAUAAGAUCAUAAAAAUCCAGAAAAGUGAACCUUGUUCUAAAUUACCAUGAGUUAAAAAGAAGUAAUAAUAAUUCACAGUUAAAGUAGGUCUUCAAAGAUACAAUCUGGCAAUAGUUCUUGGACAAUGUCAAAAAGUGGUCUUGACAUUUAGCUCUUACUUUUGCUACAGUGGCAGGUUGGUAUUAAUGGGUGUAAAGUGUAAAGAAUUGGUAGGCCUAAUUGUUUUUAAGAGAUCAGUUGGUAUUUUAAUUUUUCAAUCAAUUGUUAUAUUUGCUUUAAAUCGAGAAUACAGAAUUUCAGAAACUAUUAGAAAAAUACAAUGUGAUUUCUUUUUCUUGAUGAAAAAAAUACUAAUAUUAUACUACUGUAAUACCGAAUGAAUAAAAGGGUUCUGCUAUUAAUAGUUAUGAUGCGUCGUAAUUUGAUAAGUAUUUCCAUUUUUUUCUUUAAUGAUAUAUGAAUAUAUGAUUAUCACUUUGUAUCCCCUUUAGCCUUUAGUUUAUUUUUUAGUGUGUUCUAGACGGCAAUAAACAGUUUUAUCUCUUAA